Ogataea philodendri is the source of this 441-nucleotide messenger RNA. RefSeq lists its product as uncharacterized. NCBI's taxonomy places the organism in Eukaryota, Fungi, Ascomycota, Pichiomycetes, Pichiales, Pichiaceae. Gene Ontology annotation, cellular component: oligosaccharyltransferase complex; membrane. The coding region runs from base 1 to 441 and encodes 146 amino acids. Gene Ontology annotation, biological process: protein N-linked glycosylation. The record is from RefSeq and is a predicted model, not a curated record. The transcript has a single exon.
AUGGCAAAGAAAGACGUUAAGACAAAAAACACGCCGGUCGUGAAGAAACAGACGCCGCAACAGACCUCUGACAAGACAAGUUCUGGCGUUUCGGUGGUCCAGGAGCUUGGCAACUCCGUUAGAAUCUCGUUUAACAGUUACCUUGCAGAAACAAAGAAUAACCAAAAACUGCGAUUGAUCGACACGUUCCUUAUUUUCCUUGUUGGACUAGGUGUUUUACAGUUUGUGUUCUGUGUGCUUGUUGGAAACUUCCCAUUUAACGCCUUUUUGGGCGGAUUCAUCUCGACUGUGGCUCAGUUCGUGUUGACGGUGUCGUUGAGACUCCAGAGCUUGGACGCCAACAAGACGGUGUUCAAAGGCAUCACGCCAGAACGGGCGUUUGGCGAUUACAUAUUUGCCAGCUUGGCAUUGCAUUUUGUCGUUCUUCAUUUCAUAAAUUGA